Kluyveromyces lactis is the source of this 1203-nucleotide messenger RNA. Its product is annotated as transcription activator GCR1-like domain-containing protein. Lineage: Eukaryota; Fungi; Ascomycota; Saccharomycetes; Saccharomycetales; Saccharomycetaceae. The transcript has a single exon. The coding region runs from base 1 to 1203 and encodes 400 amino acids. The record is from RefSeq and is a predicted model, not a curated record.
AUGAGAACAGAACAGUUUAGUCAAUUGCCCCAGCCUAUUAAAAAAGAACUCGAAGUCACAAAGUUCCAAUCGUCAAAGGCGGAUCCUACAUCACCUAUCGACUCAAGUGAUACGUUAAGAAUUCAACAACGUCAGCGACACACUCAACAAGAUAAUUUAUUAAACCAAGAACAUUUUCAAGGUAACACAAGUGUUCACUAUAUUCCUCCAUCUCAGUAUUUCAUGGCAUCAGAAAAUUUAUCUCUUCAUUAUAAUGUACAAAAUCUAAUUGCAGAGAACCAGCAGUUAAGGGAAUACGUUAAUUACCUAAAACAAAACUUGCAGUAUCUCUUUGAAAACCCACACCUGUUGAAAAAAAGCGAUACAAAGCUAGAUGCCAAACCAACGAAAGAAUACCUCUCAAACUCAAAUACUCAAGAUCAGGCCAUUUCUACUUCUAUCUCUCCUCUUAAUUCGGCAAAAAAUAUACCAUCUUCUGGUCUAUCCACCUCCAUGGAGCAAUUGAUGGAUAAUAUGAUCACUUAUCCCUUUACAUUCAAUCAUGUUACUUAUCCAAAAAGCCAACUCUCACAGUCGGUUCCAUCUAACGCUACGAAUUCUUCUAAAUUCGACCAUGCCACCACUAGUGCUUACAGCAAAAAUUCAUCUGGACUGGAUAUUGCAUUUAACAUAGCGUAUGAAGAGAAUACUGAGAAUCUCCCUCGUCGUAUGAAUACGGAUACUGAUCACCCUCAGCAACUUAACAUAAACAAACAAGCUAAAACAAUGCAUGCUAAAAAAAUUGGUGUUGCUUCGGUGUCAAAGGGUCAACAGUUCAAACCACCUUUAAGUGAAGAUGGCAAGAAUUAUCUCGUGACUGAUGAUGGUAGCUUGAGUAUCGUAAUGAAGAACGACCUGGACUCAGUGUAUUCGAUAUAUAACGAAUUCAUGCAAUCAUUGAAACCUCAAAUUGACUCGUUUGUUCAAGACCAUGGGAGAUCGAAAUUGGCAAAGUUCCAAAAGAAAAGGACUUUCCAAAAACGCAAAGCUUUUUGCUCAUUCGUUGAAACAAUUGUGAAUUCUACCAGUUUUACUUCUGAGGAAAUUUUGGAUAUCAUAGAUGGCAUAAGAGCUCAAAAUGAUCAUUCUGUUAUUUGGGUGUGUAAUAAUUUGAAUCAGCUGAAGAUGGACCUGCUCAAACAACGACCAGAUCUGGCAAGAUAA